UCUGUGUUUUUUAACCAUCCGAACACAGAUUAGUGUAUUCCACUAUCUUCAUUGUUUUUUUCCUAACAGGAUCAUUUCGUUCGGAGCUGAGGAGGCAGAAACACAACAACAUAUGAGAUGGAAGCUGCAAAGGGAACCGUCAAAGGUGUGGCUAUCAUCAUCGGAGACAACAACAUUAGAGGCUCUCUUCAGUUUCUUCAGCACCCCAAUGGGACCACCCAUGUGACAGGGAGAGUGACAGGGUUGUCCCAAGGCUUUCAUGGGUUCCAUAUUCAUGCUUUUGGUGACACCACCAAUGGCUGCAACUCCACUGGUCCUCACUUCAAUCCGUUCAAGAAGGAUCAUGGGGCUCCUUCAGAUGAUAAGCGCCAUGCUGGUGAUUUGGGCAACAUUGCUGCAGGCCCUGAUGGAGUUGCUGAGAUUUCUAUUAGAGAUAGACAGAUUCCUCUAACUGGAGUUCACUCCAUAAUUGGAAGGGCCGUUGUUGUGCAUGCUGAUCCUGAUGAUCUUGGAAGGGGUGGGCAUGAACUCAGCAAGACUACUGGGAAUGCUGGUGCAAGAGUAGCAUGUGGUAUCAUCGGGCUCCAGUCAUCUGUUUAGGAUAGUUUACCUAAAGAUGAUGUAUUAACAGAUGGUGUAUGCAAUGUCAUUUGACUUAUGUGUUAGAUCACAGUCAUGCUGUAACUACUUUUACAGUAACUCUAAUGACAAACUAAAGUUGUACUACAGUGUUACUUGGGUGGAGUUGCUAUGCUUGUUGCGUUUAGUACAUAUAAUAUAAGCUAUAAGUGCAGCAAAAGAUUAUAAUCAAGUUUAUGGUUAAAUUGAAA
Messenger RNA from Glycine soja, 830 nucleotides. RefSeq names its product superoxide dismutase [Cu-Zn] 2. NCBI's taxonomy places the organism in Eukaryota, Viridiplantae, Streptophyta, Magnoliopsida, Fabales, Fabaceae. The record is from RefSeq and is a predicted model, not a curated record. Gene Ontology annotation, molecular function: copper ion binding; superoxide dismutase activity. The coding region runs from base 118 to 600 and encodes 160 amino acids. Gene Ontology annotation, biological process: removal of superoxide radicals. The transcript has 7 exons.